Molecule: messenger RNA, 438 nt
Organism: Pyrenophora tritici-repentis Pt-1C-BFP
Lineage: Eukaryota; Fungi; Ascomycota; Dothideomycetes; Pleosporales; Pleosporaceae
Product: DUF1421 multi-domain protein
Source: RefSeq, a predicted model, not a curated record
AUGUCCCAACUACCCCCACCAUCCUCCCGCCCCAAAGUCGGCGUAGCAGCCAUCAUCCUCUCCCCUGCCUCCCUCCCAAACACCACCCCAUCAAUCCUAACAUCAACCCGCCUCUCUUCCCACGGCGCCGGCACCCUACAACUCCCCGGUGGCCACCUCGAGCACGGGGAAUCCUUUUCUGAAACCGCAAUUCGCGAGGUGAAAGAAGAAACGGGGUUGGAAGUGGGUAAGACGAUGGAGCCCACAAAAUCCAGCCCCUGGACCUGGACACACUGGUCUACAAUGUGGGAAUGGGCAGGUGCGCAGGCAACUGCUGAAGACAGCGGGAAACCUUUACCAGAAGGACAACAGAAACUGUUUUUGCCGCUUGUGAAUUUGUGGCGGGAGAGAAAGGAACUGACAGGUGGACCGGUGAUAGCGACGGCAGGGAAAAGCUAG